AUGGCGAGAGCGGCUCUCGAAAUAACCUUAUCGCUUGCAUCACGCACGGCUGUUUUACGUUCGUCAUGCCAGGCAUGGCGUUCAUGCGGGAAGAUUGUGUCCGACUGUAGCCGCCCACAGGAGACGAAUUGUUGGAAUUGCAGUGAUGCUGUCGAGUGUACAAAGCAGUUCUUUUGUAAUCAUUGUCACACUAUACAACCACCUCCCGAAACUCAAAACUUGUUCGAAUACUUGGGACUACCAGUGUCUUUCGAAAUUGAAGACUCUUUACUCAAGAAAAGGUUUCGUGAGCUACAGUUUCAACUGCACCCGGACAAGUUUGCUCGAGCAUCAGAUCACGAGAAAGAGAUAUCCGAUGAGCAUUCUCGGAAGUUGAACGAAUCCUACAAGACACUAUCGGAACCGCUGCUUCGAGCCAAAUAUUUGCUGAAAAUUUUGGGAGAGAGCAAUGGGACAGGUGAGAUAUCAGAAAUGCCUCGUGAUGUGUGA
Haemonchus placei is the source of this 489-nucleotide messenger RNA. The record is from the annotation of a GenBank genome assembly. NCBI's taxonomy places the organism in Eukaryota, Metazoa, Nematoda, Chromadorea, Rhabditida, Trichostrongylidae.